CCCACUAGUACCACCGACUACUCUCUCUCUCCUCUCUCUCUCAUCAUGCAUUUUGGUUGCCCUAUCUUUGGCGAGAGGUCUAUAUUACUAAUACCAUUCGCACUCCUCUCCUUCCUCCCCAUUUUUCCUUUACAAAUCACAAAACCAAACCCUAUUUCUUGCAUUCUUCUUUCUCUUCUAUGUACUACAACUCUCCUCUCCUCCUCCUCACCCUUCUAUUCAUUUCUCUACUGAAUCUAUAUAAACAUAAUAAGUUUAGUAAUUUUGUAAUUGUAUUAAAUCCAAUUAUGAUGAUUAGCUUUUGUAGAAAGAUCACCCCUCACUCUAUCCUUGGCCUCACCACAGAUACUACCCCCACAACAGCAACAACAAAAACCACCUCCGUUGAUGCUCAUGAAAAGCUCCCAUUAAAAUGCCACCGUUACAUUUCGCCUUUAAGUUCUACAGGAUCAGGAGGAGGAGGGUUACUAGGAUUGGUCGCCGCAACCGAUAACGAUCGCAUGAAAAGCCAACCCCUUGUUUUGGAAUCUUCAUCCAUCAAAUCAUCAUCAUCCUCCUCCUCCGCCUCCUCCUCCUCCUCCUUCUCCUCCUCGUCAUCAGACUCGUCACCGCCAGCUUUGUCACCGGUGGUGUUUGAAUUUGGAACAAAGAGAGAUCCAGGUGGGUUUGGGUUCAUAGACAACAUAGGAGGUGGUGUGGACGGCUUGAUGUCGUGCACGGAAAGUCUAGGGUUUGAAAGCUCGGACGAGAGGCUGGUGGACGAUCAUCAGAUCGUUGAAAGAAUUAGCCAUGUUCAUGAGAAAGCUGAUGAGAAUGAUCAAGAUGGUAUCGAGGAGGAUGCAUGUUUGAGGAUGAUGAGGCACUCGAUUAAGAGAGCGCCGAAAUGGACGAAGAUGGGGGAGAGGAGAGUGGAGCCCAAGAAGUUUCCUCCCCCGCUUUCAUCAUUGAAUCAAAAUGGACAUCCAAGGUAUUAUCUGAGGCCUGAGAGGAAAGAUGGGAGGUUGGAGCUUACGGAGGUGAGGAUUUAUAGGCCUGAGAUUUUGAGAGCUUAUCGUGAAGGUGGACGGUUGAGAUUGCAUCUUAUUAGCCACGAACCUCACAUCCAAGAAGAGGAAGAACCAAUAUUAGAACGCAUAGAAGAAGAAGAAGAAGAAGAAGAAGAAGAAUUUAAUGAUGAGGAGGAGGAAAUAAUUAAUGAGGAGAAAGAGGAGGAGAGUGUUGGUGAGUGGAAGCUGAAGGUAGGAGGAGAAGGGUUUCGCCGGUGUCAAAAUCUGGUGAACCGCCACCAUGUCCAUCACCACCACCACCACCACAACCACCACGGCAACUUGCCUGUGUGGAGCCAGCAGCAGCAUUGCGUGACAACCAGGUGAUGAUAGCAUGAGCUCAUCACUUGGCUAGAAAAUCAGGAAAACAUGGCAUGAUGUUCAAGUGUCAGCGUUGAGAAGGAGGCAAGUGUGUACGUGUAGUUAAUUAGGGCACCGUUUCCUAGCAAUUAGGGUUUAAGGGUUCGACUUAAUCAUUUAAUGGUAGAGUGGGAAAAUGGCUUAACCAAGCUGGUUAAAGCAGUUUACUUUUCCCUCUACACCAAGAUUGAAUCAGUUCAUUCGAAGUUUAGAUGAAUUUUUUUUUUUUGUAGAUUUCCUAUUGUUUGUCAAAGUUAAUGGUAGAGAGGGAAUUUAGUAAUUAGGAAGCUAGGUCAUGUAUGCUUCACGGUCGGUGUAUUUAUCUUAUGGAUGCUUCGCGGUCGGUGUAUUGUGAGUGUAAAUGUAAAAUAAAUUGCAUGGUUGACGUGUCUCAGAAGUUUUCUGCCAAUUUAAUGUGAAGACGGUGAGGAAUCUCUGCUGUUGACAGCAGGCAGGCUCUGCAGAUGAAGGGCUCUGAAAACGCAGACCCAGAAGGCAGGAAAUAAGGUCAUCUCCAACCGAAUGGUUCAAAGAGUUACAGGGUCGAAAAUAGGUCGAAAAUCGUCUUCAACUGAGAAUCAGGCCAAAUGACUUAUAGGCCCCACUGGACAAAAAGGGCCAAAGGACCAACCGGCUAGUCCAAAUCAGCCAGCCCCAGGCCGGGUCACAUGCUGACUUCAUGAUGACAUCAUAUUUAUUUUAUUUUAUUUACCUUUUUUUUUGUGGGCCAAAAUUUUCUAAAAAAUAUGUAAUUAUGGGUUUAGAUUUUUUGGGCCGAGAAAGGUGAUUUGGUCGAAGUUGGGGUGUUCAUUUUAUAAGCAUGUUUCCUUGCUCAUUCAUCUCCCACGGUUGAUGUGGGACAAUUAUAAUGGGUGUAGUUGUAAUUCAUUUCAUAAGCAUGUUCCUUUCACAA
Molecule: messenger RNA, 2319 nt
Organism: Malus domestica (apple)
Lineage: Eukaryota; Viridiplantae; Streptophyta; Magnoliopsida; Rosales; Rosaceae
Source: RefSeq, a predicted model, not a curated record